UAUUACAGUCACCUCAAUGCCACAGCCCGCGAGGUGCUCCUAUCAUACCGGUAUGAUACCGCUACCCGCGUUCUAGAGCCAAACACCAACUUGCCUCGGUCUCAAAUCUUGGCACCUACAGGGAUCCGCGAUCCCGGGCGCUGCCUCGCCCACUGUGGCUGAUCACCGCCACACUCAAUCUAAAAACCACAUUUCCACAACCUCCUUUUCCUAAGUCUCUCUCCGGCAACUUUAAAGAGUAUCCUCAAACCCUACGAUUACCUUCCUCCCCUCUCAUCUACGUUACCGUACCGUGCCAUUCACCUCCGGCAACCUUCAAGCAACAAUAGUUGGAAUGACGCCGUCAGCCUUACGGCCGAGCAUCAGCUCUCUCUUCCUGUUAACUAUCUCUCUCUUCUCGAUCGUCUCCACCGCUCUAAAGUUCGACAUUGCCGCGCAGCAAAGGGGUCAUCGCCAGCGGUGUAUUCGAAACUUUGUUGCGAAGGAUACUCUUGUUGUUGUAACGGCUACGGUUAGCGGGGUUAAAGGCGAUGGGCAGCAGGUUAACAUUCACGUACGAACUUAUCUACUCUUCCCUCCGGAUCGGUCUAUCGGCUGUGAAACUAAUGUGUAUUGAAUAGAUUCGAGAUGCGGUUGGGAAUGAGUAUGGACGGCCAAAGGAUGUAGUCGGUGAAGCCAGGAUGGCAUUUACUCCUCACGCAGAUUCAGCUUUUGAUGUUUGCUUCGAGAAUAACAUUGCAGAUGGUAGGUUUCCUCCUUUUCCUCUAGAUUUUUUCACUUUCGGUUUUGUGGAUGGGACUGAUAAAAUUAUAGGCCGUCAUGCUGGCCUUACUCGCUCUGUGGAACUUGACGUGGAUAUUGGUGCCGAUGCCCGUGACUGGUCUGCCAUCCAAGCUGCGGAGAAAUUGAAGCCGGUUGAGAUUGAACUACGACGCAUCGAGGAGGUUGUCUCAGAAAUCGUCAAUCAGAUGGAAUACUUAAGGACUAGGGAACAGAAGCUUAGAGACACCAACGAGUCUACAAAUGAGAGGGUCAAGUACUUUGCUUUGGCUAUUAUGGCAACACUAGUUGGGCUUGGUGGCUGGCAAGUUGUUUAUCUGAGGGCUUAUUUCAGGUUAGUCUUAUUCCGCCCCACUCUCCCGGGAGGUUGUCUGGUUCUCCCCUUGGAAAACGCUAACAUACCUCCCAACAGAUCGAAACACCUUAUCUAGGUAGCGCGUCUCUCACGAAACAAUUUACUUGUCUUAUCACUGGGUUGGUACCUCUUCGUAUGCUGGAAUUGUGCCAUUUUUGUCUGGAUCCUAUUUAUUUUAGUUGUAACUUUUCCCCCUUCUAUUAAAAAAAUGUGCUGUGGUUUGGGAUUGGAUGGUGUUAACAUAAAAUUGGGAACCGUAUGGUUACUCUUGUUUGGUCGGCCAAUUCAUGAUAACGAUGGGUGAUUUUCUGGAAUGCUGGUUGGGCCGGCAGGUCUGGAUUGGAUAAGAAUGUGAAAUGUGUGGACUUGGGAAUUUGGAAUUGA
Molecule: messenger RNA, 1519 nt
Organism: Tuber aestivum (summer truffle)
Lineage: Eukaryota; Fungi; Ascomycota; Pezizomycetes; Pezizales; Tuberaceae
Source: the annotation of a GenBank genome assembly